Messenger RNA from Arvicanthis niloticus (Nile rat), 1677 nucleotides. It is a transcript of the gene Mycbp, whose product is annotated as MYC binding protein. NCBI's taxonomy places the organism in Eukaryota, Metazoa, Chordata, Mammalia, Rodentia, Muridae. The record is from RefSeq and is a predicted model, not a curated record. Gene Ontology annotation, molecular function: transcription coactivator activity. Gene Ontology annotation, biological process: regulation of DNA-templated transcription. Gene Ontology annotation, cellular component: nucleus.
GGAACAGGAAGAUGCGAUACUGCCCGGAACCGCGGAGGGCGGGCGCACGCAGCCUCCCUGGGCUCCGUGGAGAUAGGGAUACACAGCGUCCCGGUCGCCAUGAAAACAGGCCACACCCCGGCGGUCCCGGCCGGUGCCUGCCCAGUGCGCAGACGCGUGAGCCGUUCCGCGCAUGAGCAGUGAGGCUUGGAGCCCGCCAGCCCGUGUCUCCGGCGCCAGCUACGCCGCUGUGGCUGUCACUAUGGCCCAUUACAAAGCCGCCGACUCGAAGCGCGAGCAGUUCCGGAGGUACUUGGAGAAGUCGGGGGUGCUGGACACGCUGACGAAAGUGUUGGUAGCCUUAUAUGAAGAACCAGAGAAGCCCACCAGUGCUCUGGAUUUUUUAAAGCAUCACUUAGGAGCUGCUACCCCGGAAAACCCAGAAAUAGAGCUGCUUCGCCUAGAAUUGGCAGAAAUGAAAGAAAAAUAUGAAGCUACUUUAGAAGAAAAUAAAAAACUGAAAGCAAAGCUUGUUCAGUAUGAACCACCUCAGGAGGAGAAGCGUGCUGAAUAGGAUUCUUCUCAGUUGAAAAGACACUGAAAACUGGUUUUGUAUCACUUGAAUAGCUUGUAUAGUAUAUGGUCUUUCCUGAAAAGAUGCUAUAAACUUUUAAUAUGUUAAAUUCACUCAUCACACCUUAAUGUUAUAAACACAUAUACAUAGAAUCACCAAUAAAAACUCAAUAUAACUUUCUUUGGGUCUUAAAGCAGGAGAAUCCAAAGUAGAUCUUGAAGAAAAGCUAAAGAGCCACAUACCUUUUCACCUUAAAAGACAUUUAUUUAUUAUCCAAUUAGGAAUGAUGGUACUGGUUGUAUUUUAGCUAGGAGAUUGAGCAUGGAGCUAUUCCUUGGUCCAGGACUUGAGCAUAGUAGGCGCACUCAUUCUUGACAGCAUAUAUUUCCUGUAGACUGCUAGACAUAUCUGUGAUGUACAGUGUUUUUACAUGGGUUCCCAUGCAGCUUCUGCUCUUUUAUAGAAAUAGAGAACAAACAACUCUUCUUUGCCACCACUUUGCCUUAGAUAACUGUGUGUGCCAGUAUGAACUGUGACACCACGUUUUCUUUCUAUGCAAUCAUGCCCACCUGAUAAUGCUGCCUUGCUGUGUGUGCUUUAGUGCGUUCUGGUUGCACAUUCGUCUGUGUCAUUUUCAGUUUGUAUAAUGCUGCAAACACCUUGAUUGUAAUUUACAUAGAUUUCAACAGAACUACACUCUUACCCUGCCUUCCUUCCUUCCUUCCUUCCUUCCUUGAGCACAGAAGAGAGAUAAAAUUCUGGGUUCAUACACAAACUGGGAUGGGAAAGGGGGAUGAACCAUUAUUUCACAGCAUGUAAUUAUACAGUGAUUUCUUUCUCCUCAAACAUAUUUUUUUGAGCCUUGAAUUAAUUUUAUCUUUAUUAUCCCUGUGAAGUAGGUAGGGCAAGUAAGGGAGCAUUGGGUGUUGAAUUUUUAGGCCAAAGACUGACAUACAGAUUUGUUGCUAACUAGAAACCUGGGCAGGUCAGUUAAUGGUUUGGAGAUCUACUAUUCUCAUCUGUACCAUGAAAACAUUUGCUGCCUACCUCACAGGGUUGUUGUGAGGUCAAAUGAGAGAAUGUAUAUGAAAGAUUUAUAAAUGGUAAAGUACUUGUUUUGUUAA